This is a messenger RNA of Humulus lupulus (European hop), 756 nucleotides long. RefSeq names its product large ribosomal subunit protein eL31. Gene Ontology annotation, molecular function: structural constituent of ribosome. The transcript has 3 exons. The record is from RefSeq and is a predicted model, not a curated record. NCBI's taxonomy places the organism in Eukaryota, Viridiplantae, Streptophyta, Magnoliopsida, Rosales, Cannabaceae. The coding region runs from base 176 to 538 and encodes 120 amino acids. Gene Ontology annotation, cellular component: cytosolic large ribosomal subunit; ribosome. Gene Ontology annotation, biological process: cytoplasmic translation.
AAAAUACGACGCCGUAUCGUUUGGUGUGGAUUAAAUUCUUUUAUAUAGCUUUGCUUACCGUAUAGAAACUAGGGUUUUGGUUUCCUUUUUAUUUGAAGCUUCAAUCUACUGCGGCCUCUCUCUCUUUCUUCAGCCUCCAAACCCUAAGGUAGUUUGAAAGACAAGGAGCACGAAAAUGGUUGAGAAGACCAAGGGUAGGAAGGAGGAGGUGGUCUCACGGGAGUACACCAUCAACCUCCACAAGCGCUUGCAUGGAUGCACCUUCAAGAAGAAGGCUCCCAAUGCCAUUAAGGAGAUCAGGAAGUUUGCACAGAAGGCAAUGGGAACCAAUGAUGUUAGAGUUGAUGUGAAGCUCAACAAGCAGAUUUGGAGCAGAGGGAUCAGGAGUGUCCCAAGAAGGAUUAGAGUUCGCAUUGCUCGCAAGAGAAAUGAUGAUGAAGAUGCCAAGGAAGAGCUCUACUCUCUCGUUACUGUUGCUGAGAUCCCAGCUGAAGGAUUGAAGGGCUUGGGCACCAAGGUCAUUGAAGAAGAUGAUUAGAUUAUUUGUCUUUUUUAAAGUAAACACAUUCUCUUAGGCAGUAAAAGAUUUACAUGAGCUUUUUGCCUUGCAUCAUGAAGACUGGCUCGUUUAUGUGUUUUGGUUUAUUGUGUUUUUAAUUAGAAUUUUGUUUGGUAAUUUACUCAGUUCUACUGUGUUUUCUGAGAAUUUUUUUGCGACACCUUCGACCAGUAAUCAAUCUGUCAUUGUUUUCCUGA